AUGGCUGCCUUCAAUUUUGAAGCCUUCUCAUUGACGCCCCAGGGCUCUACCAUCAGUGCCGCCCCUCGCCCCGCUGCCCCUGCCAUCGACAGGACCGUUCAGCAGCAAUGUGGCAGUUUCGGUUAUGGCAAUCGUGCAUUCCAGUUCGACUUUGCGUCCCUGGAGUCGCUCCCCGAGGACGCGAACCCCGGCUUGACCGAGGUUCUCACCGCCAAGUACUGGAAUCACUUCUCGAUCCAGCUCGGUCACUGGAACACACUCAAGGUUAUCGUCCUUGACGCUCAGAUGUUCAGCAUCAUGCCCGACCACACCAAGAAGGGCGUUCUCAAUACAAUGAAGUCGUACUUGGGUGGCGCUGAUGCCAUGUAUGCCCGCGAUGCCGACAAUGGUCAGGUUGUUAUCCUCGGCCCUCGCAGGCUUAUGGAGUCGAACAUCACCAUAGUCGGUAGCACCACCGUUUGGGAUCCCAAAAAGAGGCAUGUUCAGGCCACUGCCGAGGCCAAGAUUCCCCGCCCCCCUAACGCCUACAUUCUUUACCGCAAGGAUCAGCAGGCUGCGCUUAAGGCGGCUAACCCUGGCAUCCCCAACAAUGACAUUUCCGUCAUGACUGGUGGCAUGUGGAAGAAAGAGUCCCCCGAAGUUCGCGCCGAGUACCAGAGACGUGCGAGUGAGAUCAAGGCGAAACUGAUGUCGGCUCACCCUCAUUAUCGCUAUGUGCCUCGUCGAUCUUCUGAGAUCCGCCGCCGCGCUCCCCGCCGUAACCGAGCACAGGAAGUCGCCAAUGCUUCCCCGAUCGGGGAGAACUCGGGUGCCCCUAUCGUAGGCAAUCCUAUUGUCACCACCAUGGAGCAACAGCAGCCCCUUCCUGACAUCAGUAUUGCCCCUAACCAGGAGAUCACCAAGGACAACGAUGUCAGCCAUCUCAUCGACCCUCCCCAUGUCUUCUCUGGUCAGAUUACUGAGCUCAUGCCCGAUGUGGCGAACUUCCUGCCUCCUAUGAUACGCGAAGGCUGGUCUCCUCUUCAUGACUUCCGCGCUGUUCUGAAUGGACACACUGGAAACAAUGGAGUCGACUGUGCUCUUACUCCAGAGUCUGAAUCCCAGGAUGACUUUGUCGGUACUCCCUCCUCCACGAUGCCUGACAACAGUGCCUUCGAUUGGAUCACUGGAACGGAGGAGGAUUUGGCCCAAAUCUUCGGUCAAUUCUGA
Podospora anserina S mat+ is the source of this 1209-nucleotide messenger RNA. RefSeq lists its product as uncharacterized. The coding region runs from base 1 to 1209 and encodes 402 amino acids. The record is from RefSeq and is a predicted model, not a curated record. The transcript is spliced from 3 exons. NCBI's taxonomy places the organism in Eukaryota, Fungi, Ascomycota, Sordariomycetes, Sordariales, Podosporaceae. Gene Ontology annotation, molecular function: RNA polymerase II cis-regulatory region sequence-specific DNA binding; DNA-binding transcription factor activity, RNA polymerase II-specific. Gene Ontology annotation, biological process: negative regulation of transcription by RNA polymerase II; anatomical structure morphogenesis; cell differentiation.